Messenger RNA from Eublepharis macularius, 8254 nucleotides. RefSeq names its product synergin gamma (gene SYNRG). The coding region runs from base 6 to 4292 and encodes 1428 amino acids. Gene Ontology annotation, molecular function: protein binding. NCBI's taxonomy places the organism in Eukaryota, Metazoa, Chordata, Lepidosauria, Squamata, Eublepharidae. The transcript is spliced from 23 exons. The record is from RefSeq and is a predicted model, not a curated record. Gene Ontology annotation, cellular component: clathrin coat of trans-Golgi network vesicle.
GCAAGAUGGCGCUGCGGCCGGGCCUAGGAGCUGGCGGCGCCUCCGCUCCUGCCGCCGCCGGGCCGCCGGGGGCCGUGGCUGCUGCCGGGGGCGGCGCCGGGGCGGGCGGCGGAGGCAGCCCGCGGCCUGCCAGCUUCAUGUUUCCUGUGCCAGGUGGUCUUGGCCCUCCUCAAGGCAUGAUUCCUAUGCAACAGCAAGGCUUCUCAAUGAUGUCUGUCAUGCAGCCCAACAUGCAAGGCAUGAUGAACAUGAAUUACGGCUCUCAGAUGCCUCCUGGAGCAGUGGCCAUGCAGGGUGGCAUGUCAUUGGGCCCAAUGCCUACAGCUGGAAUGCCGUACAUGGGGCAGGCUUCUUUCCUAGGAAUGCGCCCUACAGCUCCUCAGUACACCCCUGAUAUGCGGAAGCAGUUUGUUGAAGAGCAGCAGAAAAGAUAUGAACAUCAGCAAAAGUUUUUGGAAGAGGAAAGGAAAAGGCGCCAGUUUGAGGAGCAGAAACAAAAGCUAAGGCUUUUGAGCAGUGUAAAACCAAAGAUGGGUGAGAAAAGCAGAGAUGACGCAUUGGAAGCCAUUAAAGGGAACCUGGAUGGAUUUUCCAGGGAUGCUAAACUGCACCCUACGCCAACAUCACACCCCAAAAAUGCAGAUCAUCCCACACCAUCCCAUUCUACCGUGUCUGUCUCCCAUACCUCUGCCUUUCUUGACGACGACGAGUUUAGUGACUUUAUACAGGGGCCCGUCGAGCCCCCAGCACUUGUGCCUUCAGCCUCUUCCCAGCCUUUUCAGUCUUGCCAUCCUCCUUCCCAAGCCGGGCAACGGCUUUCAGAGAAGGCUGUGGCCCAGCCUCUCCCUCCAGUCCAGAUUCCAGUGUCCUCCAUCCUCCAUGGUACCAUUGGGCAGGGUCCUUAUUUCUCUACCUCUGCAACUUCACAAAACACUCAGAAAACAGGCCAUUCCACAGAAAAGCAGCAUUCACCACCUUGCAGUUGGGAUGAUUUGGGGCAGACUCAAAUCAAACUUAAAAUGCCUGAAAUUGAGUCGGGAGCUACGGCUAUCAGUCGUUCUGACCAAAGGUUAACAGCCGAUAACUGCAGGCCCUCAGAGGGGCUCGCACGUGACACGCCAAGUACAGGGGCAAACAAGGCUUCAGAACAGAACCUGUCAGUCGAGCAGUGUGGUGUUGGUGUAUUUCCUUCACAGGACCCGAUCCAGCAACUGAUGCCCCCGUGGAUUUACAACGAUAGUUUGGUUCCAGAUCUAUACAAGAAAAUUUUAGAAACCACCAUGUCACCUACUGGAAUAGACACCGUCAAACUGUACCCUGUUCUGAUAUCAUCAGGGCUUCCCAGAGAGACUCUUGGGCAAAUAUGGGCCUUAGCCAAUCGUACCACACCUGGGAAGCUUACAAAAGAAGAACUGUACACUGUUCUGGCUAUGAUAGCGGUCGCUCAGAGAGGAGUUCCAUCUAUGAGUCCUGACGUUUUAAACCAGUUUCCAUCUGCUCCUAUCCCUACGUUAAGCGGGUUUCCACUGGCAAUCCCCGUCACAGUGAGCCAACAACCAAUGAUGUCCCCAGGACCACCAGUUUCCAUGCCUCUUAGUAUUGGGCCGUCAGUUGUGGGGAUAAACUUGGCCGCACCAGUCGGUGGAGCUGCAACACAGGUUUCCAGUGGCUUUCUGCAGUCUUUCCCUGCACAUCAGGCAGCCAAGCCAGAAGAUGACGAUUUUCAGGAUUUCCAAGAAGCUUCCAAGGCUGGGGGGCUUGAUGACCCCUUCACGGAUUUCCAAGGAGACGUGUCUGGACCUCCCAAGACUACCACUGCACAGCACCAGAGCAGUGUUCCUCCGAUGCUGAUCCCGCUGUCUGGCACAAAAGUGCCUGCCGCUGUGGAUAAGUAUGCCGCUUUUAAAGGGAUUGCUUCUGACAAGCCCACUGAAGGUCCAGCUUCAGUUGGAGAUUACGGAGACAAAUACAGUGCUUUUCGAGAGCUGGAGCAGCCAUCUGAGACUAAACCCCUAGCAGACAGCUUUGCAGAAUUCAAAUCUGCGGGGGCAGAUGAUGGCUUCACGGAUUUUAAAACUGCCGACAGCGUCUCACCCUUAGACCCGCCUGCAAAAGAUAAAUUGUUCCCCGCGCCUUUCUCUUCUCUACCCGCACAAUCAAAGCAGCAACCCCAAGCAAAGCCUCCUCUGAAUCUGGCAGACCUGGCUCUGUUUUCCUCAGCCCCUGCUGGAGAGAAUAGGUCUCUUCCUUUUCCAGUCACUUACAAUUCCUUGAAACCGGCUUCUUUUCCUGUGCCGCAACCCCCAACGUCCACAGCUGCCCCCACUCGGCCAAUGCCCAGCAGUAGUUCGAUCCUAGCUGAUGAGUUUGCUGAUUUCAACCUUUUGGGAGGUUUAUCAAAUUGUCCCUCAGCCCACAAUCAGGAUGAAUUUGCAGAUUUCAUGGCUUUCAACAACAGCACCAGCUGUCCGGAGCAGAAGCCUGGUGAAAAAUCCAAGCCAGACACCAGCCUUGUUCCUCCAGUAGGCUCCUCCGUCAGCAUGGCAAAGAGCGGGCAAAGCCCUCCCUCCUCAGCUGCUCCCACAAAAUAUGACAUCUUCAAACAGCUGUCUCUGGAUAGCCCCAGCUUAGGCUUGGAAGAAGCAAAAGACCACACCCCUUCGUCCACAAAGAGUGAAGAUGACUUUGCCGACUUCCAUUCCAACAAGUUUUCCUCCAUUUCUGAGAAAUCCCUGGUUGACAAACUGGCAGCAUUCAAGCAUGCCAAAGAGGAUUCUGCCUCCGUGAAGUCUCUGGACCUCCCCUCCAUCGGGGGCAGCAGUGUGGGCAAGGAAGACUCUGAAGACGCGCUCUCUGUCCAGUUUGACAUGAAACUGGCAGAUGUGGGAGGAGACCUUAAGCAUGUCAUGUCUGAUAGCUCUUUGGAUUUACCAACCGUUAGUGGCCAGCAUCCGCCAGCAGCAGAUCUUGAUGACUUGAAAGGUGCCCCCUUUGGAAGUUACAGCCAGGACUCUGCUUUGAGUAGCUUUCCAAGCUAUGACUGGUCUGAUAAGGAGGACACCUACCAAAGCAGGAAGUUCUCCUUCCCACUUCCCCCUGGAAGUGGCUCCUCCUCAGCUACCUCUGUCCUUCAGAAGAAAGAGACCUUGUUUGGCAGUUCAGAAAACAUCACCAUGACCACUGUUUCUAAAGUAACAACUUUUGCAAGCGAGGAUGCUCUCCAAGAUGUGCAGUUUUCACCCUUUGCAAACUUCAAAGGUUCUGACCAUCAGUCUGUGGACCAGAGCGAUGACGAUGUGGAAGACUUUGGGGAAUUUGCGAGACCUUUGGCAAAGGGGCACAAAGCCCCAGCCGCGAUCCAAGAGGCAGGUGCCAGCAAUGCCACUUUGGGAGCAACUAAAGAAAGCAUGGAUGACUUUGGAGAGUUUCAAAGCGAGAAGCCAAAGAUUAGCAAGUUUGACUUCCUACUGGCCACUUCCCAGGGAAAAAUGAAAUCUAGCGAAGAAAUGAUCAAGAGUGAGCUUGCAACCUUCGACCUCUCUGUGCAAGGAUCUCACAAAAGGAGCUUGAGCUUGGGUGACAGAGAGAUAAGCCGCUCCUCACCUUUGCCAUCCCUGGAGCAGCCAUUCAGAGAUCGGUCAAAUACCCUGAGUGAGAAACCUGCCCUACCUGUCAUCAGAGACAAAUAUAAAGAUCUGACGGGGGAAGUAGAGGAGAGCGAGAGAUAUGCUUAUGAAUGGCAGAGAUGCUUGGAAAGUGCACUCCAAAUCAUCAAGAAGGCAAAUGACACCCUGAAUGGCAUUAGCAGUUCUUCUGUGUGCACAGAAGUAAUUCAGUCUGCCCAAGGCAUGGAGUAUUUGUUAGGGGUCGUUGAGGUUUACAGAGUAACAAAACGAGUUGAGUUGGGCAUCAAAGCUACGGCUGUCUGUAGUGAGAAACUCCAGCAGCUGUUGAAGGAUAUUGAUAAAGUAUGGAACAACCUGAUUGGCUUCAUGUCACUGGCUGCUUUAACGCCUGAUGAAAACUCGUUGGAUUUCUCUUCUUGCAUGCUUCGUCCAGGAAUUAAAAAUGCUCAAGAGCUGGCUUGUGGCGUCUGUCUCUUGAACGUUGAUUCUAGAAGCAAAAAAGAAGACAAGCCUGCGGAAGAACCUCCUAGAGAAGCCUUUAAUUCAGAGGCUGACAAUUUUAAACUUGCUUAUGGAGGGCACCAGUACCAUGCCAGCUGCGCCAACUUCUGGAUCAAUUGCGUGGAGCCCAAACCUCCUGGUCUCAUUUUGCCUGAUCUGCUCUGAAGACACUUCUGCUGACUCGAUGCAGUCCUGCUAGGGAACUAUACACUGGAAGGGGGCGGGGUGGGGACGAAGGGGUAGGUGGGUUGCAGGGGCGGGGCAAUAAAUGUGACGUUUUUUCCAAGUAAGUGGUUAGAGUAUUUAUAAAAUGUUUUUGUUUCAGGCUUUGCUGCUCUGGUGCAAAAGCCACUAUUUAUCUCCUAGUUCCUUGUGAAGGACUUUGUAAAGAAGGAUUCGGAAUGCAGUUUUUCUUUGUUUUUCGCCCUGAGGUACAAACUGCUGCGUUUCUUGAGUGGGAUUUGACUAGCACUGCUUGUCAAGUGCGGUAAACCAUUGUUUCUAAAUUUGGGGAAGUGGGCAAUGAAAAUUCCUCCUCCAAGACGGUAAAGAAGUGACUUGCAUUUCAAGCUGCAGUGGAUCUUAGAAACCUAAAGGGGUUUGUUUGUGUGUUUUAAAUAAGGUCUUAAAUGAGUCUCCUGGCUCCUAAGCCUGAGAACCCUCCAACAGGGAACUCUUGACAACGUAGGUUUUAGGAGGUUGUCGACUCAGAUUUUCUGAUGCUUCUCCAUCCCUGUCUGGAAAUAAAUAAUGAAUUGGGCCCAGUGGUGGCCCUUAGUACCUUCCCCGAUGCAAGAGGCUAUUUUGCACUUAUAUUGGGGAAAGGGUUCUUGCACCAGGCAAAAGGGUUGCUGUCCUCGGAUCUAGCAUGUUUCUCAAAAAAUUUUUACUGCAUACAUGCCUCAAUGAGUCCAGGGACUGGAGUCUUUAUUUUCAUUUUAAUUUUUUUAGAAUUAAGUGGCAGUAUGGCAUGAAGUCAAGGGUCUUGUCAUAAACUUGUGUCAUUUUUCUAAGGGCAUUACCACUAUAUGUGACUCAUACAAUUUGGGGGCAAGCACAGACCUUUCCUAAGCAAAAAUACUGUCUUCCGUUGGUUGAAUUGUCAUUUCUUAGAUGUGCUCUGAUAGAAAACCUUUUUCUUGCACAGUCUGGGGGUGGCAAGUGUUGGCCUGCCCUUAAGCAAGUGGCUUAAAUAAUCUGGAUUAUCAUAGUUGUGGAAAUCUAAAGGUCCACAAAUGGUCUUUUUCUUUCUUCUAAAGCUGCAUGCCACAGUGUUGAAAUAGAAUAGGGCAUCUUAAUUAGGCAACAGCAAGGUAAAGGGUCUGCUGGCUUGGACUAGUUGCUGCUCUACACCCACUUCUCCACCAUUUGGCAUUCAUUUUUAGUCCAAGGCGGCCUGUAUGUCAUUUUAUUGACUUACGAUGUUUGGUGGCCUCUUAGCUGUGUCUCACCUCCAUCCUGAUUCCUCUGCCAGUUAGCAGACAUUGUGCAGGCAUCACCUUGUGGCUGUUUUGCCAUAUCCCAAAGUAGUGUGCAAAUGAGCUCACAUGACAUGAAUGAGAACAGGGUCCAAUUUAAAAUGAAGAAAAGCCUCCUCCGUUCCCCUUACAGCUCUGCAGCAGGUGGGCUUGUGAAAUACUUAAUGCUAGGCGCUUCGUGGCACAGCGUGCAUGAUUUCCUGCUCCUCGGGCCUUGAUAAUAAACCAGUCCUGAAGUUUGAGUUCGUGUUGUGGAUGCCAUGGGGCAUUUGUGCACUACUAUACCCGUGAUGCAUGGUACCUUCUGGUGGUGCGCUCUUGGCCUUUUCAGUCCCAUGUUUAACCCGGUUUUCUCUUUGGGAGCUCAUUCUCAUAUUACUUCAGGGCAUGAUAAAGUCAACUCGGGGUAAAUUUACAGCACCUGUUCUACACGAGGCUACAGAAUAUCCCCUGAGCUGUCUCCUUGCCAGGUGGCUAGCAAACCCUCCUUGGCUCCAGCAUUUGGCAAACUGUACGCGCAUAAACCUUUGGGAGAGUCGUCUUAUGCAUGUUGCUGAAUCAAACCAGCUCUUUGUGUAUAACAGCUGUGCAGGGGAAGGAAAGGCUUUUUCAAAUACAUAUAGGACCCCCACAGACCCUUGCACCAGUAGCUGUUGAAGUGGGAGGGGUGCGUCAGCUGGUGCCUGAAUGCUCAGCUGUAGAGCCGCCACCGCAAGCGUCCAUUCCAAGCAACGCUUCGGCUUCUUGUGCUAUUAUUGUCUCUAGAUAACUCCAGCCCACUUUUUAGCCAUGUCGUAGGGGUGGAGGGAGACAGAAUUUCCAACUAUAAUUACGGCAGAGCUUACUGAAUUGUGAACAUGUUAGGCCCAUAACACAUACUGGAGGGGGGGAAAUAGCCAUCUGGGUUCUGUUACCAAUGUUGUCUACCAAAAGAAAGGCAUUUUUGUGUCUUGCCUGACACAAACAACUUCACAUUUUUUUACCAAAAGGCUGUUGCAUUGGGAGAGAUUAUUCUGCUCCCCGCUCCCCACCUCCAGUUCGAAAGACUCGGCAUCCUGUUCACCUUCCCCUCUGCUGCUGUUCGUCUGGCCCAGGGCCCCAGUGUCCUUGGAAACUGUAUCCAAGGUUACGGUAUUUUCCAGUUCUUUGUGUCAGGUUCUGCUUGCUUUAUCUUGCUUUUUAAUUGACUGCAGGUUAACAAAUGCAGGGCAGGUUUUAAUGGGUCAGGGUUUAACCCUUUGGGAGGGGGGUGUCACUUUUCAAAAUGCACCUUUUUCAUUCUUGGGCAAAGCAGAAUACGUAUCGAAGUGAGUGUGUUAUGUACAUAGCUGGAGCUAAGGGGGAGGGAGUUAGGCCCAUUCUCUGUUUGUUUGUUGUUGUCAAGUCUUGACUGCAGCUGUACAAAGUGGGGUAUGUCUGUGGAUUCCCUGAGAGGCUGUGUUUCUGUUUUCCUUGACUUGGCAGCGGCUUAUUACAGUUUGCUGUCAUUAGUGCCGCACACCCAAAUGCUCCUAAGUGUGUCAGGUGCAGCAUGGCUGGGCAGGGGGUGGAAUAUAAACCUAAGCAAUGGCUCCAUCUGUGAUUUAUCAAAUGGUUGUGAACAGGCCAGCCAAUUGGGGAUGGAAACACUGCAGCUAUCAACUCAGCCUGUAGUCUAGAGUAAUACGAAGUCCAGAAUCUCGAAGGCCGCUCUGUUUUCUGCUAUGGAACCAUAAGUUUCUCCUGCGCUUGUGGGACCUUCCCUUUCCACAGCCAGCAACAGGUACUCCGGCACAUCCCAUCUUCUGGGUUCUUGUAUGUGGGCAGCCUUUGAGGUUACCCAUGGUGGCCCCUUGCCCAGUAACUGCAGCAUCUUGACUUCUUCAAUUGUGGCGAAGCAGGCCAAGCUUGCCAGAAGAAGUGGGCUCAGAGUCACCCCCCCGUAAUGGAUCACCUUGGCAGGAGGAUGGAAAAGGGGUCCCACUUGUGAAGGCUGUGUUUUGACGGCCCAACCCCGAGAAAAUUUGCACGUAAACCUUAUUAUCACAAGCGGAAGUCCUCUUUGUUCCAGCAGGAUCAGAACUUGUUCGCCUUGCCCUGGAUCAGGGCCAUAUUCUGUAAACAUUCUAAGGAACUUGUGAGUUGCUUCCGAUUACAGCCGGUCGGGGAAUUGGGAGGCAGAGGGGCAAACAAGUGCUGCCCUUGUAAGUCAUGGCCAUGAAUAUGUUACAGAGAGGUGGGAACAAUUUUUUUAAAAUUCCCCUGGAGAUUAAGGAAUAGAAUUUUUAGUUAAAAGGAUCAGCCUUUACAAACGGAAAACUAGCUGCUAUUUUAACUCAUGUUGGUAUUAUGCUUUCUUUAUAUUUAGUUUCAUUUUUUUCAGGUGGGGAAAAUGUCAUGUAGCUUUAAAGGGGCUGCAUCACAAUGGGAAAACUUUUUAAUGUGUUUACUGUUUUCUGAAACUGCCUUGAUUGCCUCUAGGAUGGUUUUGUGGCUCUUAUGACUGCAGUUUAAGCUCUUGUUUUAUUUUGUGGUGUGGUGGUGUUGAUAUUUUUAAAACUUGAGAACUUAAAAAAAAAACCCUGAUUUACUUCCCUUGCGAUGAUGUACAAACUUUUUGAUUGCUGUGAAACUGCUGAUUCUCUAUUAAAAAAACCUUAUUUUAUUUCA